CGGUGGAGAUUCAGUCAACACUGUUUUCCUCCUGUGUGGUCUACCUGAUACUUGAAUUUGACUCAUUUUUGGGGUCAUGCCUUAAAAUUAGCUGGCAAAAUGGUUGGACGGCAUGGAUAAAACAGAUACAUUAUGGUGGGCCCCAAAGAACUUUGACACUAGCUAGCUGGCUGGUGUUGGGGUAACUAGCCAAACCGCGUCUUAAAAUUAGGGGGCAAAACGGGUGGACGGCGUGGAUAUAAAACACAUACAUCAGGUGGGGCCCGACAGUGCCCAACACAUCGACAAACCACCGCUGGGGUGGUGAUGGCACCACCACCUUAUCCCGUCCGGCGCAUGAUAGGUAGCUCGUGCCGCGGAGCACAGCUACACAGGUUAGCUUUUGGCGACAAGAAGUAAACCUGGUAAUGACCUCCUGUAACCGAAUUUUCAACCGUAUUUCAAAUCCCUUAACCGUUGUUUCAUGGAACUCGAACAUCAGAGCAGCGGUCGACAAUGGUUGCAGCAAAAAGGCUCUUCUUGUCUUCCGCCAGAUGAAGGAAUCCGGCAUCCAACCCGACAAUUUCACCUUCCCCUUCAUAGCGAAGGCCUGUGCUCGGCUCUCCCAUCUCCAAAACUCCGAAAUCAUUCAUAGCCACAUUGCAAAAUCCCCUUUCUCUUCCGAUAUCUUCGUGCAAACAGCAAUGGUAGAUAUGUAUGCCAAAUGCCACCGCUUGGAUUCCGCACACGCAGUGUUUAUUGGAAUGCCUGAAAGAGACGUGGCGUCUUGGAAUGUGAUCAUUGUGGGUUUUUCUCAGUUGGGUCUUCUUGAUAGAGUUUUGGAUCUUUUCCACCAAAUGAGGCUUGCAAAUUUCAAACCUGAUUCAAUCACGAUCAUAAGCUUGACUCAGUCUAGUGCAAAUAUGAAGAACUUAAAUGUGGUGAAAGCUGUUCAUUCCCUGGGAAUUCACACUGGAGUCAAAGCUGAUACCUCUGUCGCCAACACUUGGAUUGCUGCAUACGCUAAGUGCAAUGAUUUGGACUCGGCAGAGUCUGUAUUUAACGGGAUUUCUAUGGCUGCGAGAACAGUUGUCUCGUGGAAUUCAAUGAUUGCUGGUUAUGCCUAUCUGGAUAGGUUCAUUGAGGUUAUAUGUUUUUUCCGCCGCAUGUGUAAGGAUGGAACUAGACCGGACUUGAGCACCAUUCUCAGCUUACUCUCGGCGUGCGCUCGUUCAGGUUCGCUUUUACAAGGCCAGCUAAUCCACUCUUGGGCCAUCAAAGAAGGGUUUGAUUUGGAUGUGCUGGUGGUAAACACUCUCAUUUCUAUGUAUUCUAAAUGUGGGGAUGUUAUCUCCGCACGCUUUUUGUUUGAUAAAAUGUUGGAUAGAACUUGUGUUUCUUGGACUGUGAUGAUUGGUGGGUAUGCCCAGAAAGGGGAUGUCGACGAAGCAUUGGAAUUGUUUUAUGCCAUGGAAGCAGCUGGUGUGAAGCCUGAUGCAGUUACUGUGGUUGCCGUGUUGUCCGCCUGUAGCCAAACAGGGGCUCUUGAUCUUGGGCGAUGGAUCAAUAGGUAUGCGAUUGCAAAUGGGUUGAUAGAGAAUGUUAUGGUUUCGAAUGCGGUGGUAGAUAUGUAUGCCAAAUGUGGUAGUAUUGAUGAAGCUCGGGGUCUUUUCAACUCUAUGCCUGGGAAAACUAUAGUCUCUUGGACGACUAUGAUCGCAGGGUAUGCGAUGAAUGGGGAUUUCGAAGAGGCUUUUGAUCUUUUCUCUCGAAUGGUGAAAUCAGGCUUGAAACCGAAUUGUGUUACGUUUUUGGCUGUUCUUCAAGCAUGCACCCAUGCCGGUUUCCUCGAGAAAGGGUUGGAGUAUUUCAAUUUAAUGGUUGAAAUAUAUCAGUUAAGGCCCGAAUUAGAGCACUAUGCUUGUAUGGCUGAUCUUCUUGGGCGUAGUGGUAGAGUAAAACAAGCAUUGGAAUUCAUCCAGAGCAUGCCUGUUGAACCUGAUGCUGGGUUAUGGGGUGCUUUACUUGGUGCUUGCAGAAUUCACAAUGCAGUUGAGGUUGGCGAGUAUGUGGCGGACCACCUUUUCAUGAUAGAGUCUCAGACUGCUGUAUCGUAUGUCGCGAUGGCAAACAUCUAUGCAGCAUUAGGGAGGUGGGAGGGUGUUGCAAAGAUACGGGCAAUGAUGAAAAGCAAGGGGGUGAGGAAAUUGCCAGGCCGCAGCCUCAUUCGAGUGAAUGGAAAGGUUCAUGCAUUCACUGUCGAAGAUAGGCAUCACCCUGAAGGCUUCCAGAUAUAUGAAGUUUUAGGUGGUUUAGCUUUGCAGUUGAAGGAAGCAGGAUUCAGGCCAAAUUCAAUAUACGUUCUUCUAGAGGAGUGGGAGUGAAAUGAUGAUAUUGGAUGAAGGCACUGGCAGGAACCGUUGUGAGAGAGAUCUCUAUCUUCGAAAGGCUAAGGGUCUCUUUGGAAUGUCCUCGAAAUUGGAAUUGGGAGCAUUCAUCCAUUGCCUCAACUGACAAUGUGAUGAUAAAGGGUUAUGGUCAUUUUUGAAGCACAUUUUGUGGAUGCAUUUAGAGCAUCCUUCAUCUGCAUUCUGCAAGAUGUAGGAAACAGCUUCACUUCCAAAAAACUUGCAUGGGCCAACGAGAAUCCCAUUCCAUUCUGAUUGUGGUAAUUCCAAACAAGGUUUGACUUUAGCCUUUCAAUCUGGGUCAUCUUCCAACGAUCAUUUAUAUAACAGGUCUCACUUUGUAUGGUGGAAAGUCAAGAAAUAAAAGCUUUAGUUGGAUAAUUUCAAUCCAUUGGUAUUGCUUUGAACA
Messenger RNA from Magnolia sinica, 2796 nucleotides. Its product is annotated as pentatricopeptide repeat-containing protein At4g19191, mitochondrial-like. The record is from RefSeq and is a predicted model, not a curated record. The coding region runs from base 408 to 2363 and encodes 651 amino acids. Gene Ontology annotation, molecular function: protein binding; RNA binding. Gene Ontology annotation, biological process: RNA modification. NCBI's taxonomy places the organism in Eukaryota, Viridiplantae, Streptophyta, Magnoliopsida, Magnoliales, Magnoliaceae. The transcript has a single exon.